This is a messenger RNA of Tarenaya hassleriana, 2583 nucleotides long. Its product is annotated as putative metallophosphoesterase At3g03305. The record is from RefSeq and is a predicted model, not a curated record. The coding region runs from base 72 to 2300 and encodes 742 amino acids. The transcript is spliced from 4 exons. Lineage: Eukaryota; Viridiplantae; Streptophyta; Magnoliopsida; Brassicales; Cleomaceae. Gene Ontology annotation, molecular function: hydrolase activity.
UUAAGGACAGAUUUGCAAAUUUCUCAGUAAAUGCACCAAUUCCCGAGAAUCAGAGGUAAGGACAAGGGAAGAUGGAAGCGACAUACGACGAAGUCGGAAGGGGAAGAAGUUUUCGUCGGUCAAAAAUCCCCAUUACGAUUCUCCUUCUGUUAAUCUUCUCAAGCUCCGGCGUUUAUGCUUCGUCCGAAGAAUCCGGUGGAAGAACGGUGAUUGAAGCGCGAACUGGACAAGAUUCGGUGAUAUGGGUUGUUCAGCUCUCCGAUCUCCAUUUCAGUGUUCAUCAUCCCGACAGAGCCCUCGACUUCAAGAACAUAGUGGGUCCUGCUCUUUCCUUGAUCAACCCUUCUCUUGUCCUGAUUACCGGUGAUCUCACAGAUGGGAAAAGCAAAGAUUUGUUAACAAUGAAGCAAAAUGAAGACGAGUGGUUAGAAUACGAGAAUGUGAUUAACGAGGUCGUGAAAAGAAGCGGACUUAACAAGAGCAUAUUCUAUGAUCUCAGGGGAAACCAUGACAAUUUCGGUGUUCCUGCUGUCGGUUCUUCUGUCGACUUCUUUUCAAAGUAUAGCAUCAAUGGACAGAUUGGAAGAAGAGGAAAUGUCAAUAGCGUAACUGUUGAGACCGGUAAACGUAAGCAUCUGUUUGUAGGUGUUGACACCACAAUGCAUAUUGGUCUGCGUGGCCCGACAAAUCUCCUUGGGCACCCGACUGAUGAACUUUUGAGUGAGCUCGAUUCACAGCUAUCGCAAUGGGGAUCCCAACCGACAAAGCCUGUGACGAAAAUUUCAUUUGGACAUUUCCCUUUGUCAUUCUCAGCAUCAUCGGAGUCUCAAAAGAGCCUAAAAGAUGUGUUCCUGAAGCACUCCGUCUCUGCUUAUCUGUGUGGCCAUCUUCACUCGAGCUUUGGCAAGAACCUUAAAAGACACCACCAGUCUAGUGGCAUCAGCCUAUCAGCAAAUAACUUGUUUCAGUUGGAUAUGAGGCCAAGUAGUGCUGAAAUUAGUAAGAACUGCUCAUUUGGAGCCGUGCCAAUUGCUGAAUUCUGGGAGUGGGAGAUGGGUGACUGGAGAAAAAACAGAGCAAUGCGGAUUGUGGCCAUUGAUAGGGGUCAUGUUUCGUAUGUUGAUCUUGACUUCAAGUCGAAAUCUCUAAAGACUAUUAUAUUGCCAACCUUUCCUUUAGAUUCACGUUUCAUGUCAACAUCCUUGGCACACCACGGGUAUGAAUGCCAACAUAUGGUCUCAUCAUCUUAUGACACAGUACGAGCAAUUGUCUUUUCUCAUUCCCUAAUUGUGGGAGUUGUAGCUAGAGUUUAUGAUUCAAGCCCAGGCUUCUACAAUCUGGUAAUGGAAGCUCCAAUGAGAGAACACGGAGAUGCUGCUGCUUCUUCUUCUUCUGGGGCAAGGAUUUAUGCAGUUCCAUGGAAUUAUAGGGCUUUUGAGGAUCCCUCACCUGAUAGAUUCUGGCUGCAAAUAGAAGCAACUGACAUCACGGGCAGAUCAAUUUUGUCAGAACGGCGACCAUUUUCCGUCAAUGGUCUAAGCUCUAAGGUCUCAUGGACAUGGAAUGAGUUUCGUGUUAUGGGUUGCCAGUGGGCUGCCCUAUAUCACCCUAUCCUUUGGUCUGCUCUGUAUUGUCUAAUUCUCAUUCUUGCUAUCCCCAAAUGCCUUCUCAUUGUUUUCAAGAAGCGAUACACAUACAAGACGUUCAUUGCCAAGAAGGGAUUGAUUACUCUUACAUUGUGGAUUCUACAAGAACUCUGCAGAAUUCCUGUAGUUUGGUUCGGAUAUAUGGCAUACAUAAUCUAUCUCAUUUUCUUUCCUUGGUUUUCUGGGAAUGUUUUCACGGGUGUGGACUACAGGGCAUACAUGACUAUCAUGGGGUGGGCGGUAACAAGUUCAGGUAGGAAUGGGAAGCAUGAUUACAUUGGACACCCUGAUGUAAUGGUGGUAGUUAUACCGCAUCUGGUGUUUGUUGUUACACCUAGUAUUUUGGUCACAAUAUGUUUGUUUGCCGAGAGGGAAAUCUAUAAGGAACAUGUUAGAUCUGUCUCUGGGAAGAAGGAGGAUGAUCACAGCAGAGGAAAGAAGAGAUCUCGAAUUUCGUUGUUCUUUUCUAACAGAAGGGUGAUUCAGAAACUACUAAUGCUGGCUUCCUUGGCUGUGUACUGGAAGCAUUUCAAGAACUGUUGGGCUCUUGCUAAAGCAUAUGAGAUGAAUCCGGUCCUUCAUUUCCCAGUCUACGCAUUCACAGUUCCAGUGUUGCUACUUUACGCCAUCUUCAAAACCCAGAAGGUUCAAUGAGCAUUUUGGAGAACACGCUGUUGGAAGGUUGGUUACUGUUCAUGAAUGAUCAGAUCAGAGGUUUGUCUGAAAAAUCCUAUGAGGUCACAGAGACAGCUUUUCUUGUUUUCGGUUUUUCCUUGUCGAUUAGAAUGAUAGUCUGAUCCAAUACAAGGCUAUAUUGCAAGUUCCUUCUUCGAGGAGGAAAAAUCUAUCAGGAACCCUGCCAUGUCGUUUUGCUGGUUUGUGAACACGGGGUUUUCCAUUUUGAAUCAAUCAAACUUCUUCUUGGGUUUGUCUGCUU